AGUAAGUCAAAUAAAGAAAGAUUAAAAGAAAAACCCGGUAACCGGAGAAGGAAGAAAAUGGUGCAUGCUUCACUCCCACUCUCCACCCCUUUCAAUCCCAAAACCCCUUUAUGCUUUUCGCCUUUCCAUUUUUCCGAAUUUCCCAACAAAUUAUUCUAUUUCACUCCUUCGCCAACCGUUCCAUCUUAUUGCUCUCAGAAAAGAAGCAUUGCACUGCCAGAAGAUAGACAAUAUGAGACAGUGAACACUGCAUCAAUCACAAACAACCCCGUUUCGUGCAGCGAGAGUGGCCUACCUCCUCUAGUCAGUGCAUUGAAAGCCUCGGCUGAACAAAAUGCCGCCACUUUUCACUUUCCUGGACAUAACAGAGGCCAUGCUGCCCCUGCCUCAUUGACUCGACUCAUUGGAAUAAGACCGUAUGUUCAUGAUUUGCCCGAGCUACCGGAACUUGAUAACCUCUUUUGUCCCCAAGGGCCCAUAUUAGAAGCACAAACAGAAGCAGCCAAAUUGUUUGGAUCAUCACAGACAUGGUUUCUUGUCGGAGGUACUACUUGUGGGAUCCAGGCAGCAAUAAUGGCAACCUGUUCACCGGGAGAAUUUCUUAUUCUUCCCAGGAAUUGUCAUUUAUCGGCUAUAUCUGCCAUGGUAUUAUCUGGUGCAGUGCCUAAGUACAUUGUUCCUGAAUAUAAAAAUGAUUGGGACAUAGCUGGUGGAGUCACUCCGUUACAGGUAUUGAAUGCUAUCCAGGAACUAGAAUUGGAAGGAAAAAAAGCAGCAGCAGUUUUCAUCACUUCACCUACUUAUCAUGGUAUUUGCAGUAAUUUGAGUGACAUUUCUGAGUUGUGUCAUUCUCGUAAAAUUCCUUUGAUUGUCGAUGAAGCUCAUGGUGCACAUAUAGGAUUUCAUUCUGAACUGCCUAGCUCAGCCCUCCAGCAAGGGGCUGAUUUAACUGUACAGUCCACUCACAAGGUUCUUUGCUCUCUUACUCAGUCAUCGAUGCUUCACAUGUCAGGAGACAUUGUCGAUAAGGGAAAAAUAUCUAGGUGUCUCCAAACCCUCCAAACCACAAGUCCUAGUUACCUGCUUUUGGCAUCCCUAGAUGCUGCUCGAGCUCAACUUAGUGAAAGCCCCGAUAUUGUAUUCGACCGAGCCAUUGAAUUAGCAAAAGAAGCAAAGUGCUCGCUAAAACAAAUCCCUGGAGUCUCAGUGCUUGAGAAUUCAAGCUUUCCAACCUUUCCUGCAAUUGAUCCAUUGCGGCUUACUGUAGGUUUUUGGGAGCUCGGUUUAUCAGGUUACGAAGCCGACGAAAUCUUAUACAGGGAUUUUGGAAUCGUCUGUGAACUCGUUGGGAAUAAAUCUAUCACUUAUGCACUUAAUCUUGGAACUUGUAGGGACCAUGUCCAAAGGCUCUUAUCGGGAAUAAAGCAUCUAGCUGCAACAUAUUCUUCCAUUCAGCAACCCGAAGACAGAGUGGUUACGGACGAUGCACCCUUUGAUGAUAUAAUCAUGAGUCUGAUCCCUAGAGAUGCCUUUUUUGCAAGUAAAAGAAAAGUACCGGUGAAGGAGAGCAUUGGUAAGGUUGCGGGGGAGCUUGUAUGUCCGUACCCUCCAGGCAUACCGGUAUUGAUCCCUGGCGAGGUUAUUACUGAGAGAGCUGUCAAUUAUCUACUCCAUGUAAGAAGUAAAGGGGCUGAUAUCAGUGGAGCAUCUGAUCCCUUACUUUCUUCUUUAGUUGUUUGUGAUGUAUUGUAAAAAUAAGUGGUGAGAAGCACCUUGAAGAUUUAUAAGCUUAUAAAGAUUUUCUUUUUGUAAGUAACAAAUCAUAAAUUUAUUUAAUUGUAGAGUUCUUAUAAGUAAGAGUUAAUUGCAUUGGGGUCUAUAAUUAAA
Cicer arietinum (chickpea) is the source of this 1887-nucleotide messenger RNA. RefSeq lists its product as uncharacterized. NCBI's taxonomy places the organism in Eukaryota, Viridiplantae, Streptophyta, Magnoliopsida, Fabales, Fabaceae. Gene Ontology annotation, molecular function: catalytic activity. The record is from RefSeq and is a predicted model, not a curated record.